This is a messenger RNA of Mytilus californianus (California mussel), 2364 nucleotides long. Its product is annotated as toll-like receptor 3. Gene Ontology annotation, biological process: toll-like receptor signaling pathway; immune response; inflammatory response. Lineage: Eukaryota; Metazoa; Mollusca; Bivalvia; Mytilida; Mytilidae. Bases 65 to 2158 code for a protein of 697 amino acids. The transcript is spliced from 2 exons. Gene Ontology annotation, molecular function: protein binding; transmembrane signaling receptor activity. Gene Ontology annotation, cellular component: membrane. The record is from RefSeq and is a predicted model, not a curated record.
UGGAAAUAAAAUGAAUUGUCGGCAUCAAUAUUCUAAAUACAGUAACUGAUUUCACAGAAUUGAAAUGACAGUUAUCAAUAUCUGUUCAUUACUUAGUUUAUUCAUACAUGUCACAAGACAAAAUGUUAUUCAUUGUCCGGUUGAGUUUUGUACAUGUGCAGAUUUUGACGCCGUCUGCUCUGGUAAAAAUCUAACUUAUAUUCCACGAUUUCCAAAAAACGUCAAAAUAUUUACUUUUCUUAAUGGAAAUAUUGGAACACUAUCCAAGAAAAGGACUGCAAACCUGACUUUUAAUAAUAUCCUCAAGCUAAAUUUUAAGAACAACUCAAUACGUCAACUUGAAGCGGAUACUUUUUCUAAUUUCACAUCAAUAGUAGCAUUGACCAUCUCAUCGGAACCAUUAUUGCUAGCGACAAUCGUAAUGCAUGCAUUGAACAAUAUGGAAACCGCACAUUUCAGGUCACUCACCUUAACAGGCAAUAAUUGGUCAUUUCUUCCACAUGAUAUGUUUAAGGCAAUAAACAUGAAUAAAAUACAUGAUAUAAACAUCAACAGUAAUAAUCUACAAGUUUUAAAUAUGUCAUGGUUUUCAAAUAUGACUCGCUUACAAUAUCUAAAAGUCAGUUAUAAUAAAAUUGCAACAAUUAUACCUGAUCGUGUUUCCAGUCUUGAAAAACUUUAUUUAGACGGCAACGAAAUAACGAAAUUUCAAAAGUUUUGUAUUAAUCAUGGUAACAGUGCACUUCCCAGUUUAAGAUAUCUAUCUCUUAGCAAUAAUAAAAUUGGAUUUAUUGGACAAUUUCGAUGUUUCCCGAGACUUAAAAUCUUGAAAAUUAGUGAUAAUUUGAUAGGUCGUAUUGAUAAUAAUACUUUUACAGAUUUAAAGAUGUUAACUAACCUCAGUCUUCAAGCUAUAGGAAAACAGUUAAAAAAGAUUGAAGAUGGGGCUUUAAAUAUACCAUCAUUACAAAUGCUAUCACUCAGAUAUUGCAAUUUCCAUUUUGAGAGUCUAUCAGUGUCAGAGCAAAGUAGUAUGCUGUCAAGUUGCAAUAAUUUAGAACACCUUGAUCUAGGCGGGAAUUUUUUACAGUCAACAAUUUUGCCUAGAAUAAUAUCACCAUUGAAACAGUUAAGAUAUCUUAAUUUAGAAAAUACAAGACUUGGUUUUUUGCCUGCCUAUGUAUUUCCAGAACUACCUAUGAUAGAAACGCUUAUCAUGAGUGAGAAUCGAAUAUAUGGAUGUGGCAGAGAUGUAUUUGCUCCUGUGGUAUCUUUACAAUAUCUAGAUCUACGUCAUAAUCUAAUACGAAUAGUAAACGAAACAUCUUUUCCGACUGCGUUACUUGCAAAUUUUAAAACGAUGAAUUUAGCAAAAAAUCCAUUUACUUGUACUUGUGAACAGAUAUGGUUUGUCAGUUGGUUACGGCAGGCAAAUAUAACGCUUUUACAAUACCCAAAUCAUUAUCAUUGUACCACACCGGACAACUAUAAUGGCGUUUUGUUAAAAGAUUACAAACCUUCCGUUUUGUCGUGCAACCCAAUAUUUUUGAUUGUGAUUUCAAUUUCUGCAUUAGUUUGCCUGUUAGUAUCGACGAUGAUAAUUUUUCUGAAAUGUAAUACAAAUGUUAAGAACUUUUUAUACCUUCUCAAAGUUAAACAGUUUAGACGACAGGGAUAUCUUCCGAUUGUGAAUAGCGAUGAUUAUGAAUAUCACGCUUUUGUUGUUUAUUGCGAUGAAAACCGAAUAUGGGUUCAUGACCAGUUUGUCAAAAAACUUGAAAAUAAUGAGGGAUUUAAGUUCUGCAUUUAUCACAGAGACUUUGAUGUAGGAGAAUCUAUCAGUGGAAACGUUGAUAAAUUCCUUAAAAAUUCGUGGAAGGUUGUUGUUAUAAUAUCAAAUGCAUUUGCUAAAAGCGAAUGGUGUCAGUGGGAAGUCGAUAUAAUUCAGGAGAGAAGACGUCGACAAGGCAGAGAUGCACUUCUCUUAGUAAUGCUUGAAAAUAUCACAUCGACAAACAUGACAAGUCCUCUGCGUACUUUACUAGACAGUACCCCGCAUCUGAGGUACAAAAAAGGAAUUGGUGAAAACUUAUUUUGGACUGCAGUAGUUGAAGAUCUUCGAAAAGCCGUUGGACAACCUCCAAUUUCUGAAUUAUAGAUAACUGUUGGUCAGUUUCAAUAUGUAUCAAUGUCUGUGUAGCGUUGAUUUGUUUUCAGUUAAGCUUAAUACUGCGUUGUGUCCAAUUAGUGGAAACUCUGAUUUUAUCAGCAUUCAUAUAUAAUCAUUGUGUGAUCGUUACUUUUAUCUUUUUUUGUUUCUACAUUUGUAAUUAAUUACUGAAUAAAAAAGUAUUCCUUGUUCUA